UCUUUGCUCAGUGUAUUUGAAGAAGAUGCAGGAACCCUUACUGAAUAUACAAACCAGUUGCUUCAGGCAAUGCAACGAGUCUAUGGUGCUCAGAAUGAAAUGUGUCUUGCCACGCAACAGCUUUCGAAGCAGCUCCUUGCCUAUGAAAAGCAGCAUUUUGCCUUAGGUAAAGGAGAUGAAGAAGUGAUAUCCACCCUUCAUUACUUUUCAAAAGUUGUGGAUGAGCUCAAUAUUCUUCAUUCUGAACUGGCAAAACAGCUUGCAGAUACAAUGGUUCUCCCAAUAAUACAAUUUCGGGAGAAAGAUCUCACAGAAGUAAGCACAUUGAAGGAUCUUUUUGGCCUUGCUAGCAAUGAACAUGACGUGUCCAUGGCAAAGUAUAGCAGGUUACCGAAAAGGAAAGAAAAUGAAAAGCUUAAGGCAGAAGUGGCAAAAGAAGUGGCAAAUGCAAGAAGAAAGCAGCACCUUUCAUCUCUGCAAUAUUACUGUGCCCUGAAUGCUCUGCAGUACAGGAAGAGAGUGGCAAUGAUGGAACCUAUGCUAGGAUAUACACGAGGACAGAUCAACUUUUUUAAGAAAGGAGCAGAGAUGUUUUCCAAAAGAAUGGACAGCUUUUUGUCAUCCGUUUCAGACAUGGUUCAAAGCAUACAGGGAGAGUUGGAUGCCGAAGCUGAAAAAAUGAGGGUAUCCCAACAGGAUUUAAUUGCAGUUAAUGAAUCGGUUUACACCCCAGAUUCUGAUGUAACUUCACCUGCUAUCAAUAGAAAUCUCAUCCAGAAGGCUGGCUACCUUAAUCUUAGAAAUAAAACAGGUCUGGUGACUACAACUUGGGAAAGGCUGUAUUUCUUCACUCAAGGUGGCAACUUGAUGUGUCAGCCAAGGGGAGCAGUAGCCGGAGGAUUGAUUCAGGACCUGGACAACUGCUCUGUUAUGGCUGUAGACUGCGAAGACAGAAGAUACUGCUUUCAGAUCACUACUCCUACAGGCAAAGUGGGUAUAACCCUUCAAGCAGAAAGCAAGAAAGAAUAUGAGGAGUGGAUAUGUGCCAUCAACAACAUCUCCAGGCAGAUCUAUCUCACUGACAAUCCAGAGGCAGCUGCAAUCAAGUUAAAUCAGACAGCUCUACAAGCAGUGACUCCCAUUACCAGCUUUGGGAAGAAACAUGAAGUUCGCCACCCCAGCCAGAAUGUAAAGAAUAUGGAAAACGAUAAAAUAAUUCCCAGUGAAUCAGCCAGCAUUCAAGACUCCACACAACUCAUUGCUCCUGGAACACCGAUUCAGUUUGAUAUCGUAUUGCCUGCCAUGGAAUUCCUGGACCAGAACAGAGGUGGCAGGCGUGCAAACCCAUUUGGGGAGUCUGAAGACAGCAGCAAAGAUGAAGAGGAAGAUUCACUCUUGCAGCAGAUGUUCAUAGUUCGGUUUUUAGGCUCUAUGGCUGUUCAGUCAGAUGCCACAAGUGAGGUGAUUUAUGAAGCGAUGAGACAAGUAUUAGCUGCUCGUGCCAUCCACAACAUAUUCCGUAUGACUGAAUCCCAUCUCAUGGUCACCAGCAAGAACCUGAGGUUAAUAGAUCCUCAGACCCAAGUUACACGAACAAGUUUUGACCUCCCCACUGUGACACAGUUUGCUGCUCAUCAGGAUAACAGGCGACUGAUUGGCUUUGUGGUCCACCUCAGUGAGCCGGUGGGAGAAGAGUCCAUGAGCGCGUAUGUUUUUGAGAGCAACACAGAAGGGGAAAAGAUUUGCUAUGCCAUUAGCUUGGGAAAAGAAAUCAUUGAGGCAAAGAAGGAUCCAGAAGCACUAGCUCAGCUAAUGAAGUCUGUGCCAUUAACAAAUGAUGGGAAGUUCCUUCUUCUGAAUGAUGAGUCAGAAGAGGAUGGAGCCAUACGUGAGGAAGGGGAGGAAUCAGAAGCGUAA
Messenger RNA from Nestor notabilis (Kea), 1917 nucleotides. RefSeq names its product adaptor protein, phosphotyrosine interaction, PH domain and leucine zipper containing 2 (gene APPL2). The coding region runs from base 70 to 1917 and encodes 615 amino acids. Gene Ontology annotation, biological process: signaling. The transcript is spliced from 20 exons. The record is from RefSeq and is a predicted model, not a curated record. Lineage: Eukaryota; Metazoa; Chordata; Aves; Psittaciformes; Psittacidae. Gene Ontology annotation, cellular component: endosome membrane; cytoplasm. Gene Ontology annotation, molecular function: protein binding.